Molecule: messenger RNA, 872 nt
Organism: Armigeres subalbatus
Lineage: Eukaryota; Metazoa; Arthropoda; Insecta; Diptera; Culicidae
Exons: 3
Source: RefSeq, a predicted model, not a curated record
CAAGAAAACGCUGAUGGUCAGUUAUUAUCCAUUGAAAACUCCAUCGAUGAGUGGCGUGAGAAGAAAAUCCCGCCAAUAAAGUCGCACCGCGGUGGCACGCUGUUUCGGUGUUGUUUGCCUUGUCGCGGGGGCUCCUCAGCCCCCGCUGCAAACCACCAAAAAAGCAACACGUCGACAAUUGAUGACCACAUUGUCGACUAUGCCACCGAGGACGAAGCAUUAACCAACAGCACUACCGAGCUAUAUCACUAUCAGCAACAGCAGCAACUACAAUCAUCUAACCUUCUAAGCACCACCGCAAACAGCAAAAACAACGGUAGUAAUAAUAGUAAUCAACUAGAAUCUCUCGCCGAGGAGACACAAGCAUUGAACCCAGAACAGCAACAACAGCAGCUGCACCAAUCGCAAUCAGGGCAGCAGCUCAAGUUGCCCCAUAUCGAGGAGGAGGAAGACGAUGAGUUUGAUAUUGAUGUCGUGCGCUCGUUGACCCCGUCGCCGAAAAUCAGUAUCAGUCGCAUCAAGAUUAAAUCGAAGGCGAAAUCAAUCGCGUCCGCGAGCAACGCGAGCACCACCGCAGCAGCACUAGCAGCAGCGGCCGCAGCAACAACCAGCGAUUUAGAAUCCAGCAGCAGCAGCACCAACAUCUCGUUAUCGGCGAGUAAGAUGCAAGCCGAACAAGGUUCGAUUGGCGAUCUGCAGAAGUACCACAGCCGGUACCUGAAGAACCGACGACACACGCUGGCGAAUGUGCGGUCAUACUUUCUCAUGAAAAAAUAAAUAAGACUAUCGUCGAAUAAAACCACAAGGUACAGAUACAGGAUCUCAAAUAAAUUCUUGAAAAAACAUGUGUUAGCAGCCAAGCCGAAUACAAC